UCCGCAGGCAGCCCUCGGGGCGAGGUAACGGCCACGGGCCCCCUCCGCGACGCCCUCCGCCGGGCUCCCGGCCCCGGUCUGCCCGGCCCCCGGCCCUUAGUUGACAAGAUCCCCUACCUCCUGAGGAGUUCUGGCCCCGGAUUCUCACGGGCCCCAUCCUCCGUGCCUCCACGCCGACGAAGCAUCCCGCCUGCUCCCCAACGCCGAAGGCAGCCCCGUCCCCGGAGGCGUCACUGCUGCCCCCGGGCCCUGUGCUGGAGUGGCCCCUGCCCGCCUCCAGCAUGGCGUCCGACACGCCGGAGUCCCUGAUGGCCCUCUGUACCGACUUCUGCCUGCACAACCUGGAUGGCACCUUGGGCUACCUACUGGACAAGGAGGCCUUGCGGGUCCAGCCCGACAUCUUCCUGCCCAGCGAGAUCUGCGACCGGCUCGUCAAUGAGUAUGUGGAGCUGGUCAACGCUGCCUGCAACUUUGAGCCCCACGAGAGCUUCUUCAGCCUCUUCUCGGACCCUCGCAGCACCCGCCUCACCCGAAUCCACCUUCGGGAAGACCUGGUGCAGGACCAGGAUCUGGAAGCCAUCCGCAAGCAGGACUUGGUGGAGCUGUACCUGACCAACUGCGAGAAGCUGUCCGCCAAGAGCCUGCAGACCCUGCGCAGCUUCAGCCACACGCUGGUGUCCCUGAGCCUCUUCGGCUGCGCGAACAUUUUCUACGAGGAGGAGAACCCGGGGGGCUGCGAAGACGAGUGCCUGGUCAACCCCACCUGCCAGGUGCUGGUGAAGGACUUCACCUUCGAGGGCUUCAGCCGCCUCCGUUUCCUCAGUCUGGGCCGCAUGAUUGACGGGGUCCCCGUGGAGUCCCUGCUGCGGCCGCUCAGCUCACUGGCCGCCUUGGACCUCUCGGGCAUUCAGACGAGUGAUGCGGCCUUCCUAGCGCAGUGGAAGGACAGCCUCGUAUCCCUUGUGCUCUACAACAUGGACCUCUCGGAUGACCACAUCCGAGUCAUCGUCCAGCUGCACAAGCUGCGACACCUGGACAUCUCGAGAGACCGCCUCUCGAGCUACUACAAGUUCAAGCUGACUCGGAAGGUGCUGAGCCUCUUCGUGCAGAAGCUGGGAAACCUGAUGUCGCUGGACAUCUCUGGCCACAUGAUCCUGGAGAACUGCAGCAUCUCCAAGAUGGACGAAGAGGGGGGCCAGACCAGCAUUGAGCCCUCCAAGAGCAGCAUCAUGCCUUUCCGGGCCCUGAAGAGGCCGCUGCAGUUCCUCGGGCUCUUCGAGACCUCUCUGUGCCGCCUCACGCACAUUCCGGCCCACAAAGUAAGCGGUGACAAGAAUGAAGAGCAGGUGCUGAAUGCCAUAGAGGCCUACACGGACCAUCGGCCUGAGAUCACCUCUCGGGCCAUCAAUCUGCUGUUUGACAUCGCACGCAUUGAGCGCUGCAACCAGCUGCUGCGGGCCCUGAAGCUGGUCAUCACAGCCCUCAAGUGCCACAAGUAUGACAAGAACAUUCAAGUGACAGGCAGUGCCGCCCUCUUCUACCUGACCAAUUCUGAGUACCGCUCGGAGCAGAGCGUCAAGCUGCGGCGGCAGGUCAUCCAGGUGGUGCUGAACGGCAUGGAGUCCUACCAGGAGGUGACGGUCCAGCGGAACUGCUGCCUGACCCUGUGCAACUUCAGCAUCCCCGAGGAGCUGGAGUUCCAGUACCGCCGCGUCAACGAGCUGCUGCUCAGCAUCCUCAACCCCACGCGGCAGGACGAGUCCAUCCAGCGCAUCGCCGUGCACCUGUGCAACGCCCUGGUCUGCCAGGUGGACAACGACCACAAGGAGGCCGUGGGCAAGAUGGGCUUCGUGGUGACCAUGCUAAAGCUGAUUCAGAAGAAGCUGCUGGACAAGAUUUGUGACCAGGUGAUGGAGUUCUCCUGGAGCGCCCUGUGGAACAUCACAGACGAGACGCCUGACAACUGCGAGAUGUUCCUCAACUUCAACGGCAUGAAGCUCUUCCUGGACUGCCUGAAGGAGUUCCCGGAGAAGCAGGAAUUGCAUCGGAAUAUGCUGGGACUCUUGGGAAACGUGGCCGAGGUGCAGGAGCUGCGACCCCAGCUGAUGACGUCCCAGUUCAUCCGCGUCUUCAGCAACCUGCUGGAGAGCAAGGCAGACGGGAUCGAGGUGUCGUACAACGCCUGCGGAGUCCUCUCCCACAUCAUGUUUGACGGGCCCGAGGCCUGGGGCAUCUGCGACCCCCAGCGGGAGGAGGUGGAGGAGCGCAUGUGGGCAGCCAUCCAGAGCUGGGAUACCAACUCGCGCAGAAACAUCAACUACAGGUCCUUUGAGCCAAUCCUUCGCCUCCUCCCCCAGGGCAUCUCCCCCGUCAGCCAGCACUGGGCAACCUGGGCCCUGUACAACCUUGUGUCUGUCUACCCGGACAAAUACUGCCCUCUGCUGAUCAAAGAAGGCGGGAUGCCCCUUCUGAGGGACCUGAUCAAGAUGGUGACCGCACGGCAGGAGACCAAGGAAAUGGCCCGCAAGGUGAUCGAGCACUGCAGUAACUUUAAAGAGGAGAACAUGGACACAUCCAGAUAGAGGUCUCGGCCCCCACAGCCCCAGCGCUCUGGACCGCAAACCAGGAGGAAGCACUCUCGAGCCACCCGGCUGGCCGAGCCCUUCCAGGGAGCCUCCCACGAGAUGGAGUGGCUCGGGGAGACGUUUGCACAACCGACGCUUUUCCUUAACAUUAGUGAGAUAUAUAUAUUAUAUAUAUAAUAAUUAUUAUUAUUAUUAUUUUUGGUUAGGAAGUGUGAAGUUUUGUGUGUUUGAUUUCUGUACAAAAACAAAAGAAACUCUCCAAGUCUCUGCAGCUUCCUUGGCCACGCUCAAGGCCCUGUUCCAAGCCUCCAUCGCUGCCACACUCAUGCCCUCCCCAGCCAGGCUGAGCGCCUCUAACCUCCAGCGUGCCCUCCUCUCCCGUAGAACCAGCCCUUGCCCUCGCUUCCUGUUGGGAGAGGCAGCGGGCCUUACUGUGUGCCCCACCCCUCGAGGCCUGAGGAAACCCCUCCUGGGCUCCUGAGCCCAGCUGGUGAGGUCCGGGAGUACACUGAGCCCCUUGAUCUCCCAAACGCCUUGGUGCUCCCAGCUGUGAGCCAUCUGGGGCAAGACAUUGAGCCGUUCCCAGGCCUCGUGCUGGGCAACCCCAGCCAGAGGACCCACAAGGUGCGGGCGCCGGGGCCUGCCUGAGGCCGUGCUGCUAUGGAGGCCGACUCUGAGCCUCCCACCAGGUCCCAGGCUGUUGAAGGCCCCGCCCCAGGGAUAGUUAGAACUCAGGGGCAGACUCCACUGCCCCUUCUGCCAAACAUAGCCAGAACCAGCCCCCAGCUCCGGAAGUCAGCACCUUCUAGGGCCAGGAGCUAAGUCCCUCUCUCCAUGGCCCCUCAUCUGCCUGUAACUCCCGAGGUGCCCAGGCCCUCCCACCAGCAGCACUGAGCCUGCCACUCGCCCUCUGCCUGCCCCUUUGCAGGAAGGACCCCCACCUCGCCCAGCAGUAGGUGGUCCCACUCCUAUGCCAGCCUUUCACUGUGGCAGCAGGCAGUCUGACCUCUGGACCUGCCCCUGGACCCCCUGCCCGCCCCACUCUGCCCCUCCUUCCGCCCCACCCUGCUGUGUUCCAGAGACGCCUGAAAGGCAGGGGUCUUUCUAGCAGUCUGUAACUUGGAACCACUUCUUGUCUGGGACGGGGAUGGUGCAGCGUCCACCCUGAGGGUGGACCUGAGGCACAGACAGAGCUGGCUCUGGAGGCAGCCCUCGGAGACCAUCUUUCCCUGGGCCUGGUUUGGGACCGUCCCAUCUGGGACAGCUUCAGGGGAGAGGCCACGAGCAUUUUCUCCUGGAGUCUUUCCCUCGCAGCCCAGGAAGGGGCAGCUGCCCUGUCCUGUCCCCGGUGGCAGGUGGGCCACAUCUGCCUCCUUCCCAUGCUCAUCCGGCUGAAGCCGGACCCCGGCGCUCCUCCCACACGGCUUCACCGCCUGGGCCUGGUCAAUGUCUGUAAUGUGGGAUGUCACGGAAAUACAUUUUUGUGCAAAGUG
Echinops telfairi (small Madagascar hedgehog) is the source of this 4078-nucleotide messenger RNA. RefSeq names its product zyg-11 related cell cycle regulator (gene ZER1). The record is from RefSeq and is a predicted model, not a curated record. The transcript is spliced from 16 exons. Gene Ontology annotation, molecular function: protein binding. NCBI's taxonomy places the organism in Eukaryota, Metazoa, Chordata, Mammalia, Afrosoricida, Tenrecidae. Gene Ontology annotation, cellular component: Cul2-RING ubiquitin ligase complex. Bases 282 to 2582 code for a protein of 766 amino acids.